Messenger RNA from Actinia tenebrosa (Australian red waratah sea anemone), 1717 nucleotides. RefSeq names its product serine/threonine-protein kinase stk11. The record is from RefSeq and is a predicted model, not a curated record. NCBI's taxonomy places the organism in Eukaryota, Metazoa, Cnidaria, Anthozoa, Actiniaria, Actiniidae. Gene Ontology annotation, cellular component: cytoplasm. Gene Ontology annotation, molecular function: protein kinase activator activity; ATP binding; protein serine/threonine kinase activity. Gene Ontology annotation, biological process: regulation of cell growth; establishment of cell polarity; intracellular signal transduction.
UCAAAAUGGCGGAUGUUAGUGUUGUUUGGAGAAGAGGUGGAGUGCACAAAACUUCUCCACUUUAAGCUACUAAAAACCACUUUGAAUGUGUUCUGUCUCCAUGCCAUUGUCGCCAAAUGGUGGACAAUAUGGUUGGAGGCAGCCGAACUCCACCGAAGUUCAUUAUGGGGGCCAGCGUGGAGGAAAUUGUACAUGAGAACGACGUUGAUCAUCAACUGCAGCACCCGUGGCUUGACGAUGAUCCUACUAUUUUAUUCCAUAGAAUUGACUCAGACCAAAUUAUCUAUUCUCCUAAAGCUAAACGAGCCAAGAAGAUAGGGAAGUAUUUAAUGGGAGAUGUGCUCGGAGAAGGCGCUUAUGGAAAAGUUAAAGAAAUGCUUGAUUGCGAAAAUUUAAGACGAUGUGCUGUCAAAAUUCUUACAAGACGAAGGUUGAGAAGAAUACCAAAUGGAGAACUAAAUGUAAAAAGGGAAAUUCAGUUGCUGAAACGGUUGCACCACAAAAAUGUGAUCCAGUUGUACGAUGUAAUAUAUAAUGAGGAAAAGCAAAAAAUAUACAUGAUAAUGGAGUACUGUGUGGGAGAGCUACAGGAAAUGCUUGAAAGUGUAGAUGAUCAUAAAUUUCCUAUACCUCAAGCCCAUGGGUACUUUCAUCAAUUGAUUACAGGCUUAGAAUAUCUACACAGUCAGGGAAUUGUUCACAAAGAUAUUAAACCUAGUAACCUUUUAUUGACGACUGACCGAACGCUAAAGAUUUCUGACUUUGGAGUCGCAGAGAGAUUAGAUACAUUUACAGCUCACGACACAUGUAGAACAAGUCAGGGAUCUCCUGCCUUCCAGCCACCAGAAAUCGCUAAUGGAGUAGAGACAUUUUCUGGAUUUAAAGUGGAUAUAUGGGCUUCAGGAGUUACUUUGUAUAAUAUAACUACAGGGGCUUACCCCUUUGAAGGUGACAAUAUUUACAAGUUGUUUGAGAGUAUCGGUAAAGGAGAGUUCAGCAUACCAGAUUCUGUAGAUGAUUUAUUAGCUGAUCUUCUUAGAGGAAUGUUAAAUUCCAACCCUAAUAAGAGAUUCACUAUACAACAAAUACGCCAUCACAGGUGGUUUCGAAAGAAUCAUCCCAAAAUUGAACCAUUUGUUCCUAUACCACCAUUAAAUGAUAAUGAACUGCGUAGCAUGUCAGUAGUACCUUACCUAGAGGAUUUACACUCUGAGGAUAAUCACCUGGACAUUCCAAACCAAGAAUACAAUGAUGAAGGACUAGCUUUCUCACAAGGCAGCUCAUUAGAUGACCUGAAAUCUUCCUCGUCAAACAAGAAAAGGCCAAAAUUAAAGAAACCUAGCAUUGGAUCAUGCAAAACACAAUGAAUAAUGUACAAUUAUUGAUACCACAUUUUUAUUUUGGCUCUAACUUAUCUUAAAAGUAAAUAGCCUGUGCUAUGAUGAACAUAUACAUUCUCUUUAAUGCACAUUGGCAAUGUUGGAACAUUCAAGUAAGGAGAAUUUAAGUCUCAAUCUGACAAACACUGUUAGUUUUAUAAUGAUAUUAUGCAAGGCAUCUCACUAAUCACAAUUAUUAUAAUGAUGGCGAAAUUCUUAACUUCAGAUAUAAGUAAUUUUUAAAAGUUAAAGUUUCAAUAUUUAUGUAAAUAGGAGAACUAUUUGAGUUUAUUUUGUCAGACUCUAAACUGAAUAAAUCAGUGGUUUGUCGUUACGAA